Molecule: messenger RNA, 3425 nt
Organism: Perca fluviatilis (European perch)
Lineage: Eukaryota; Metazoa; Chordata; Actinopteri; Perciformes; Percidae
Product: myosin VIIA and Rab interacting protein
Exons: 18
Coding region: 90-3425 (1111 amino acids)
Biological process (GO): intracellular protein transport
Cellular component (GO): cortical actin cytoskeleton
Molecular function (GO): myosin binding; actin binding; small GTPase binding
Source: RefSeq, a predicted model, not a curated record
GUUGUCUCAGCCUCGGCCCCCAGAGCAGCAGUGCCUCUCCUCGUCCUCCCCUCUUGGACCAGCAGCUCAGUGUGGCGAGGCCAGGAACGAUGGGCCGGAAACUGGACCUGUCGGGCCUGACGGAAGACGAGGCGGAGCACGUCUUGAAAGUUGUCCAGCGUGACAUGAAGCUGCGAAAGAAGGAGGAAGAGAGGCUGAGUGAGAUGAAGCAGGAGCUGGCGGAGGAAGGCAGCAGAUGCUCCAUCCUCUCCAAGCAGCACCGCUUCAACGAGCACUGCUGCAUCCGCUGCUGCGCGCCCUUCACCUUCCUGCUCAACCCCAAGCGCCUGUGCCUGGACUGCCAGUACAACGUCUGCAAGACCUGCUGCACCUACAACAAGAGGGACAAAGCCUGGCUCUGCUCUGCAUGCCAGAAGGGCAGGGUUUUAAGGACACAGUCGCUUGAAUGGUAUUAUAACAAUGUGAAGAGUCGCUUCAAGAGGUUCGGGAGCGCCAAGGUUUUGAAGACUCUGUACAGAAAGCAUAUUAUAGAGAGAGGAGCGUUCUCUGAUCUCCCAGAAAGCAGUGUUCACGAGGGAAGCACCGGCAACGACAAUGAUGGCAGCAUCUGUGGCAGCGACUCCGCCUUCUACAAACAGAGUGAAGGACACAGUAUGGCAGAGACGCUCACAGUCGCCCUGCGUGUUGCUGAGGAGGCUAUAGAGGAGGCCAUCGCUAAGGCAGAGGAAUUCAGUGACAGCUUGGAAAAGCAGAAUGAGGCUCGGUAUCUGCAGGACCACAAAGAGGAGCUCAUAGAAGAACUCGCCACAACAAUUGUACAAAAAAUCAUCCAGAGGAGGAGGCGUUCAGAGAUGCACACAGAGUAUGACUUUGUCUGGCCUCAGCCUCAGUCCCUGAUCCAGUCCAGUGAACUCCCCUCUCCGUCUCAGCCUCAAGCUUCUUCACAAGGACCGCAGGACCCCGUCAAGACCUCAAACUCCCUCUGGCGGUCGCGGUCCGCGUUCUCCCUCACCAGUGACGACUCCCCGGAGAAGGGUCCAGACGAGGAGGAGGCCGGGGCGGGAGGCGGCUUGCAGGAGUACGCUUCUCUGAAGAGGGAGGGCAAGGCCACGUCUCUACCCAGCUGGAAGAGUGUCGACCGCCUGGACAACUCCAGUGCAUCCUCAGUGCUCCAGAGCCCAGACGGUAACUGGAUUGCUCUGCACAGCUCACAGAUGUCCCGGCCCAGCCUGCUAACCAAGAGGAAGAGCCUGGUGUUCAGCGUGUUGGAAAAGGAGUCCGGCGUCGUGUCGGCUUACGACGAGAUGGGAUCCGACUCUGAGGAGGACGACAAAGGCGGCUGGGGUGCAGCGUUGCGACAGUUCCGGCGCAAACUCUCCGACGAGACUUACUACACGGACUCGCAGCACGACCCGGAGUGGACGUACACCCAGCACCUUCCAAUUACCUCGCCGUCCUCUGGCCAGUACACCAACACAGAGACUGUCAACUCGGACUCAGAGGCCUCAUCAGUGCUGUCUGCAUGUCCUCGCAAACCGCCUCACAACCUGCUGAAGAAGAAAGGACCGCCGGACACACACCUGCACCCUCAUCACCAGCCGCUCUACCAACAACACCUUCACCAGAACCUAUCUCCCUAUCGUCUCCACUCAGAGGCACUGGAUGUCAACUUUAACCCUAAGGUGAUGGGAGACAGCAGCGAGGCGGAGGAGAGGCAGAGCGACCCGAUCAGAAGAUCACGGCGACGCAGGAAAAGCAAGAGAGAGUCGUCAACAGAGCAGAGCAAAGCUGGAGGCCAGAGCCACACACAGUCCUUCUACCCAUUAGUACAAGAGAACAGUGGUUUUUUACUCAACGCCCUUCUGAAGAGGGGUCUAAGUGAGGAACAGUCAGUACCUGACACCACGCCAAUGGCCACAACUGCACCAGACGCCUUCAAAUUAGACGCCGUGACACCCGAGCCAGAUGACUUGGACACAGUGGCCCCGAAUUCAGCAGCCCUGAGCCCUCCACAGCCCCACGCUCUGGCUCCAGGGUCCCAGCAAUCACCCAGCAUCUCAGGGCCUGGAGAUCCUCUGGAAGAGGAGCUAAGAUCCAGACUCAGCCAGCUGGUCAGCCGUGCUAACAGCAAAGACAGCAGCUCAUCUGAGGAGGAGUGCACAAAGCAGACAGAUAAAGGAAGUGACAGACAGAGAGAGAAGAUGAGGCCAAAAGACACUGAAAGAGAAAGGCAGAAGGGAAGUGACAGAUUAAGAGACAGGACCGGCAGUAAAGAAAGAGAGAAAGUGUGUGAAACUGUGGAACAAGUGAAUGGACAAGUGGUGAAAAGAAGUGAGAGACUAAUAAAGAGUCCUUCAGUGAGAGAGGAAGGGAGAGGCAGGGAGAGGCGGUUAGAGAUGGGAGUGGAAUGUUUGGAAGAGAACGUAGGCGACCGGGAGAAAAAGAGGGGAGAGAACAGAGAGCCAAACAGACAAAGUAAGAGACAACAUAAAAGAGAUGUGGAGAAAGAAGCAGGACAAAAAGGAAGAGUAAGAAGGAGUGGAUCCAGCACAAGUUCACCUGCUAUUACACCUACUUCCCAGGAGAGGACGCUGUCAGACAGCCAGGACUCGGAACAGAAUGACUUGGAGCAACAGCAGAGGCUUCAGUUGCUCUCCUCUCUCUUACAGCAGAGAAAAACAGAACUUCUUCAGCUCUGCAGCAUCACCACCGAGGUGCUGAAGGUUUUGAACGCUACAGAGGAGCUGAUCAGUGAGGCAGGAGGUGAGAGCUACACCCCAUCUGAGUCCAUGAGUGCUUCUCCCAUCUCCAACAGCUCGGAAACCCGCAGGCUGGACCAGAGGCUGACCAAGAUGGAGGAGAAUGUGUACCUGGCUGCUGGUGCUGUGUAUGGGCUGGAGGGGGCACUGGGGGACCUGGAGCAGUGUGCCCGCGGUAUUGAGAGUGGCACCUCAGACACAGAGCUGGCCUUCCUGGAGGACCAGGUGGCCACCGCAGCCGCUCAGGUUCAGCAGUCUGAGCUACAGAUUUCAAACAUUGAGGCCAGGAUAUCGGCACUGAAAACCGCUGGGUUGAAUGUGACUGUCUGCAAUCAUUUCUCCAAGUUCAAGCCAAAGGCUAAGCCUCAAACCCUGGACUCAUCACGCCAUCAAAGGAGGAAGCUUCCAGCCCCUCCACUGAGAGAAAAGUUGGAGCCAGAGCUACAGGUGAAAGUGUUUUCGGCCAUAGUGACAGUCAGCAGCAUAACAUGUCCCUCAGGGCCACUUCAGAGCCCCAGGGACGGGGGGCCCGUCUCAUCCAGUGCCUUGACCCAGUGUGCCUCCCAGCUGCAGGCCAAACAGGGGCCAACACCCGCCCCAGCGACCUACCAAGCCCUCAGCCAGGCACCGCUGUCUGUCAGUCCAAAUGCCUCUCAGAAAAGAUGA